AUAUCCAUGUAUAAAAUGCUUGCUCCUGGGCGUCUGGUUAUUAAAACCUCCCCGUUUAGACUGGGGCGGCUUUUGUCGAAAAAAUCAAAUUAUGAGAACAGUAAAACAAAAAACGGUGGUCGAGAUGAAGAAACAAAACCUCUUGGGAUUAAUCGAACGUCGUUCCCAUCGGGCCUUAACCGCGCUGAUAGCAAGCUCGUGAGUGAUUCGGAAAAUGCACCCUAUUGGUUGCAUGAAGCCUACUUUGACUCUACCAAUCUCGAUUGGGAAACGGAAACGAAUGUGCCGUUCCACGAACACAUGUUCCUGGACGAGCAUGUCGAUAAGGCCUUGCGUAAAUCACCUCCGGUUGCAGCCUUCCUUGAUUUAGUCUGUGUCGGCUUGGCUCAGAAUCCGCAUUUCACAGUGGAACAGAAGCGCGAACAUUUACGAUGGUAUGCCGAGUACUUCAAGGAUAAAUUAGAUUCAAUCGACGCUUCGGUUCGAGAGGAGCUGCGUUUGACGGAGCUCGAACGGAAGGCUCGUGCAAUAGGUACCCCAGCUCAAAAGUAG
Echinostoma caproni is the source of this 552-nucleotide messenger RNA. The record is from the annotation of a GenBank genome assembly. Lineage: Eukaryota; Metazoa; Platyhelminthes; Trematoda; Plagiorchiida; Echinostomatidae.